AUGUUAAGCGGGCGCAAACCGCUGGGCAAGCUGGCGGCACGCCUGGAAGAGGUGAAGAACCCAUGGCGGCCGACAGCGGCGUUAGUACUGAGCCAUAACGAAACAGCUCGGCUUGCCAUGGACGCGCUGCUGGAGUCCGGAGAAAAGGGAUACCACCGGGUUCUGACUGACGAGAGAGAACUGAACUUUCUCUCCGAGUUAGAAAUUCAAUAUGUUUGCGAACACGGAGCCAAGAACGAGAGCCCCGAAAACGGCUUUAACAGUGUGGGAGAUUGUGGAGAGGGAGACACAGUAUCCGAGCUCACUUCAGGAACUUACUUUCCUAUGAUGUCGGAUGAGGAGCCACCAAUGCUGGAGCUCGGCUGGCCUGAUGUUCCCAACCGCUUCGGAGCCUCCGAGACCCAGAUCUUCUUCCAAAGAGACAAGACCCAGAAUGUCAAAGAUCUGAUCAGAUCGUUAAUCAGCAAAGCCAAGAAGGUCAUUGCCUUGGUCAUGGACGUUUUCACGGAUGUGGACUUGUUCUGUGACUUGCUUGAGGCGUCAAACAAGCGCAAGGUUCCUGUGUAUAUUCUACUUGAUGAGAAAAAUCUCCAUUAUUUCGUCGACAUGUGCAAUGCAUUAGACAUCCAGCACUCAAACCUAAAUAAUAUGCGGAUACGAAGUGUAUGUGGAGAAACAUACUGCACCAAAAGUGGAAAGAAAUUUACAGGGCAGGUACAGGAAAAAUUCAUGAUCAUCGACUGUGAAGAAGUCGUAGCUGGAUCCUAUAGUUUUACCUGGCUCUCUGCUCAUGUGCACAGCAACAUGGUUUUGCACUUUUCUGGUCGGAUUACUGAAAGUUUUGAUAGAGAAUUCCGUUGCCUUUAUGCAGACUCGCUCAUCAUUCCACGUUUUCAUAAUUCUGAAGAGGAUGAUCUUCCCUCUUACGGCUACAACAUGGCAAUGCCUAACAUGGACUUCUUUUUUAACCGAGGAAUAAGAGAGAAGGAAAAAGGUUGCUCAGAAAACUCCAGCAGCCAAUCCAGCAACAGUGUGUCCAGCGUCAAAGUAGCUCCUGGCGUAACCAAUCCAGUCUAUAAAGUCACACAGGAAAAGAAGGACACUGGCACAAUAAAGAGUCUAGAGAGGCGAGGUAUUGCAAAUCAAGGACUUAUAGGAAACCCUGUUGGCAGAGUAAAUCUCAGUGAUAUCACCCGGAGUCCAACAGCGGAACUUUCAACGUCCGGAGGAGGUCAUACAGCUGGAGUCGAGUGGUCCAAAACAACAUCCCCUGAUUUCCUUUCAAAGAACUUAGCAGGGCCAACAUCCAAGUUCCAAGCCAUGGAUCUCUACGACCACAAGAACUCGUUGUAUAGUACUUCCAAAGCAACUCCAACUCCUCCUGUUAUGGAAAACAAAAUGAUGCCCAAAGUCCGGAGUCCUACUAAUCCUUUUUUUAAAGUUGUAGAUCUCUUCAACAGUUCAAACAAAGACCCCUACUUGUUCUUAAAUAGGUCUCCAUAUACUACAGCCUUUGGAGGUCCAGAUCUCUCACAGAAUGAGCCUGAGAGUACUCAAAGUCCUCCUCCACCAGCACCUUUGCCGAAGGAACGAGUGGUUCCGGAGAGCAAAAUCACUCGAGGGGAUGAGAAGCGUUUGACACUUGGUCACAGUAAACUGGACAUGGUCAAUCAGUACAACAAGGCUAGACCGGUGUACAGCCGCUUCGAGCUAAACUGAUCUUUAUCGUUCAAAUAGUGUUGUAGGUUUCCUUUCCGUACCUUUUCUUUUUGGGCUACAAUGUCUUUUUGUUUUUCAGAUAUCAACUAUUCAGUAAAGGGAAAGAACGAACCCUUUUUGCUAACAUAUGUUUUACAAUGGAUAGAAAUGUUGGCUGUUCGUUCAUAGGUUUACAAUUUAUGCAUUUAGCACUGUACAGUUUUGGCUGUAAAUAACAUGCAUCACUUGAUUGGUGCAUCUUACAUUCAAGGUGUUGUACCUUGUAUUUAUUAUGGCGAACAGAUGGUAUUAAUCUCCUCAUGGAGCUGUUCUUUACAUAAUUUGGGAUAUUCCAUUCCCAAGGUUGCAGUCUUUCAGACAUACAUGUGUAUUUAAAUUAGAUGAGCUGUGAUUUUUGAUAUGCCAUAUUAAAAGUUAUUGUAGUUGCUACAAUAAAAAUACCUGCUAUGCAACUUUAAAUCUAUACUCUAAAAAUUAAAUUUACAGUUGAUUUGUAA
Molecule: messenger RNA, 2216 nt
Organism: Trichomycterus rosablanca
Lineage: Eukaryota; Metazoa; Chordata; Actinopteri; Siluriformes; Trichomycteridae
Gene: sack1c
Product: family with sequence similarity 83 member C
Exons: 4
Coding region: 1-1719 (572 amino acids)
Biological process (GO): signal transduction
Molecular function (GO): protein kinase binding
Source: RefSeq, a predicted model, not a curated record